AUGAAAGAUUGUAACAUAAGCUUCUAAAAUAAACCAGCCUUAGUUAUUUCUAGAAUAUACAAAUCAAACAAUCGAUUUCACUUACCAAAAAUAAAUUAAUUUCAAUCAUAAUCUCCAAACAAUAUUUAUUACAAUGAAUAUUUUACUGAAGUAAGAGGAAUUAAAGCUUUGCCAGAUAAACAAAAAUAAAAUUCUGAAAGAAUAUUAAAAUGUAGACUAAAAGAAUUAGAAGGAUAAAAUAAAUAACAAAAAUCUCUUUCAGCUAAAAAUCUGCAUAAUGAGCAUAUUGAGAAGAAAGAGAUCAAUAAUUUAUUACUAGAACCAUAUUUUGUUUAAAACAAUUUGAAAGCUAAAAAAUAUAUAAUAGGAGGAUUUUAGCAUGAUAUGUAUAAACAGUCGUUUGGAUUUUCGACAAAUUCAAAAACUAAUUAAAAAUAAGAGAAAGAAAUCAGAAAGCCUAGGUUUUUUUUUUAAGAACCUUAAACUGAAAAAGUAAAAUAAUCUAAAAUAACUUAAACAGAAAAUGAAUAAUCGAAAAUAGAUUAAGAGUAUAAUUAUUGGAAAAAUGAUGAUUUAAACUAAGAAGAAGAUGAAGAUUUAAUUAAUAACUAUGUUAAUGGAUUACUUUGA
Paramecium sonneborni is the source of this 630-nucleotide messenger RNA. Lineage: Eukaryota; Ciliophora; Oligohymenophorea; Peniculida; Parameciidae. The record is from the annotation of a GenBank genome assembly.